Triticum turgidum subsp. durum (durum wheat) is the source of this 1299-nucleotide messenger RNA. Lineage: Eukaryota; Viridiplantae; Streptophyta; Magnoliopsida; Poales; Poaceae. The record is from the annotation of a GenBank genome assembly.
AUGUCGAUUCGGCCGCUGUUGCUGCCGGAGCCGCCGGGCGAGGUGGAUCGGGCGCCGGAGAUCUUCGCGGGUGGCGUGGCCGCGGUGCGCCGCGCAGUCGUCAUCGGGAACGGCUGCGCCGGCGCCGAGAACCAGUGCCUCGGCCUCGUCCGCGCCCUCGGCCUGGCCGACCGCCUCACGCUCUACCGUAUUAUCAGGCCAACCGGAGGAAUCAACAAGUGGCUGCACUUUCUCCCUAUCUCCUUGCAUAAAAUGGUGGACCAAGUACUCAGACAUAUACUGUCUAACACGACAUUCACAACACUGUUUCAAGGAAAACUGUCAGCACCUUAUCCUGUCAGUAAUGUUCAAUCUCUUGGAUUGUCUUCUAUACUAGAAGCAGAUUCCAAAAGGAUAGUGACAAUGGUCCGUGAUACCUUCGAGAAGGAAGGCCUGGCCAUAGUUGUUGCUUGUGGCCGUGAUACCAUACCAUAUGCAAGCUCUGUAAGGUGUUUAGCUCCAGAUAAUGUCUUUGUCAUUCAGAUACAACACCCCAGGUAUCGCCUUGAUAGGUUCGAUUUGGUGGUGACUCCUCGCCAUGAUUACUACGCUUUAACUGCAAAGGGACAACAAGAAGUACCGUGGCUUUUCCGGAGAUGGAUUACUCCACGAGAACCACCCGGUCCGAAUGUGGUCCUGACAUCUGGAGCACUUCACCAAGCAGAUUCUGCUGCACUACGCAUUGCUGCUACAAACUGGCAUGAUGAACUUGCUCCCUUGCCAAAGCCAUUGGUAGUAGUAAAUAUUGGAGGACCAACAAGAAACUGUAAUUAUGGUGUAGACCUUGCCAAGCAGUUGGUAAGCUCACUGCACAAUGUUUCAGAGACCUGUGGAAGUGUCAGAAUUUCAUUUUCCAGGAGAACACCACAAAAGGUGUCCGAUCUUAUAUUGAGAGAGUUCAGCACACAUCCAAAGUUCUACAUUUGGGGUGGUGAAGCCGAAUUUUCAUAUGCUGCAGAACCUAACCCACACCUAGGGCAUCUUGCAUGGGCCGAUGCUUUCAUCAUAACAGCAGACUCGAUAAGUAUGCUAAGUGAGGCGUGCAGCACUGGGAAGCCGGUCUAUGUUGUUGGAACUGAGCAUUGCAGGUGGAAAUUCUCAGAUUUCCACAACACUCUGCAGAAACGAGGGGCUGUUCGUCCUUUAACUGGAUCGGAAGAUAUGUCAGACAGCUGGAGCUACCCUCCUCUGAACGAUGCCAUUGAUGUGGCUGCACGGGUUCGUGAAGUGCUUGCACAACGUGGAUGGACAGUGGGUUAA